Mus pahari (shrew mouse) is the source of this 1752-nucleotide messenger RNA. RefSeq names its product NIMA related kinase 11 (gene Nek11). Gene Ontology annotation, biological process: protein phosphorylation. Gene Ontology annotation, molecular function: ATP binding; protein kinase activity. Lineage: Eukaryota; Metazoa; Chordata; Mammalia; Rodentia; Muridae. The record is from RefSeq and is a predicted model, not a curated record.
AUGUGCAGCCGUGAUGACUCGAGCAACCAGAGGAGAAAGGUACUGAAGGAAAUCUCUGUUGGCGAAUUAAAUCCAAAUGAGACCGUGCAGGCCAAUAUGGAAGCUCAGCUCCUCUCCAGGCUCCAUCAUCCGGCCAUUGUCAGAUUCCAUGCAAGCUUUGUGGAGCAGGAGACUUUUUGCAUUAUCACGGAAUACUGUGAGGGCCGAGAUCUGGACUAUAAAAUUCAGGAAUAUAAAGAAGCUGGGAAAGUCUUCCCUGAAAACCAGAUAGUAGAAUGGUUUAUCCAGUUGCUGCUUGGAGUUGAUUAUAUGCAUGAGAGGAGGAUACUUCAUCGAGACUUGAAAUCAAAGAAUAUAUUUCUGAAAAAUAAUCUACUCAAAAUCGGGGAUUUUGGAGUUUCUCGGCUGCUAAUGGGUUCAUGUGAGCUGGCUACAACUCUAACCGGAACCCCCCAUUAUAUGAGUCCCGAGGCCCUGAAACACCAAGGCUAUGAUGCCAAGUCUGACAUCUGGUCACUGGCAUGUAUUUUAUAUGAGAUGUGUUGCAUGGAUCAUGCGUUUGCUGGCUCCAGUUUCUUGUCUGUGGUUUUGAAUAUUGUUGAAGGUCGCACACCUUCACUCCCUGACAGAUAUCCACGAGAACUGAACACCAUCAUGGAAUGCAUGUUGAACAAGAGUCCUUCAUUGAGACCAUCGGCUGCAGACAUUUUAAAAGCCCCUUACAUGGAAGAACAGCUUCAGCUCCUGAUGUGUAAAUAUCCAGAGAUGACACUGGAAGACAAGAACUCCGUUUGUCAGAGGGAGGCUGCUCAUACGAUUAAUGCCUUGCAGAAAAAGAUUCACUUGCAGACUCUGCAAGCCUUGUCUGACGCUCAGAGAAUGACUCCCAGAGAAUUAUUGAUGCAGCUGAGGAAGCUGCAGGUAGCCAGUGAGAGAGCCAGGAGGCUGAAAAAGAUUGCUGGAGAAAACUAUAAAGAAAAUGACAAACGAAUGCAGGCCCUGAGAUCCCAGAACGUGGGGUCUGUGCGUGCCCACAUGCUCCACGAACUACAUGAACAGACUUUGGAGAACCUGCCUGAAACUCAGUCCCUUCCGUGCCUGGACCUCGAUGAACUUGAGCCCAGUUUAGCGGACACCAUUGUUGACCUCGAACAUUAUGAGAUCCCAGAAGACCCACUGGUUGCUGAACAAUAUUAUUCCGAUGUCUUUGAUUCCUGUUCUGAAGACAGUGAGGAGCAGGAGGAAGACGUGAUAUUCUCAGAAGCAGGGGGAGACAUGAAAGAGGAGGAAUCCCCUUCUGUGUACAGAACAAACCAACAGGACAGUGAUACUGCCGCGUUGGUUGGAUGUUUGGAACAUGUCCUGGGUUACACCUCUCUAGACACAAAGACCAUUACCAAUGCAGUGACAGAUAUGUCUCCUGGACCAACGGUUUUCAACAGUACAGUGGCUAGGACCAAAAUGAAGCGCAUGAAGGAAUCGGCUGUACAGAAGCUAGGAAUGGAAACGUUUGAGGAGGUCUACGAUUACCUCAAGAGAGCAAGGCAUCAGAAUGCAGGAGAAGCAGAGAUCUGGGGGCAUCUGGAGACGGUGGUUCCUCGGGCCAGUGACUGCUUUGAAAUUGACCAACUCCUCUAUUUUGAGGAGUUGCUGCUGACCAUGGAAGGAAAAGAACCCUCUCUGCAAAACCUGCACUGUGAAGCUGCCCAGAAGAAGCCAGUCAAGGGCACACAUUUCUGUGAUGAUCCAUGA